Messenger RNA from Pseudocercospora fijiensis CIRAD86, 1020 nucleotides. RefSeq lists its product as uncharacterized. The transcript is spliced from 3 exons. Bases 1 to 1020 code for a protein of 339 amino acids. Lineage: Eukaryota; Fungi; Ascomycota; Dothideomycetes; Mycosphaerellales; Mycosphaerellaceae. The record is from RefSeq and is a predicted model, not a curated record.
AUGAAGCAAGUAAAUGAGAUCAACGGCCUCGGUGCCGAACAAAAACACAUGAUAAUCGAAUCAGCCGAAGUUCUCCUCCCAUCCAAAGACAUAGCAGAAGACAUCGCCUUCUGGACCUCAGAAACUCUCGGUUUCCGUAUGAACCAGAUCUACCCAGCAGACAAUCCAGCAGUCGUCACACUUUCCGGCCAUGGCCUCAACCUCCGUCUCGACAAAGCCGCAGCCACCGAGCCAGGCACAGUUCGCCUCCUAUGCCAAGGACCCGAAGAAGCAAUCCUCACUUCACCCUCAGGCACAAGAGUCGAAAUCACACCAGCAGACAUCCGUAUGACCCAACCACCAACUCAACACGCAUUCGCAACCCGUCGCCUGAAAGACAGCGACUCCUGGAUCAUAGGUCGCGCAGGAAUGCAUUAUCGUGACCUCAUCCCCGACCGUCUCGGAGGUGCAAUCAUAGCCUCACACAUCCGGAUCCCCGACGCAGGCCCAGUUCCAGAUCAAGUCCACUACCACACCGUCGGUUUCCAAUUAAUUUACUGCCACGCGGGCUGGGUGCGUCUCGCGUACGAAGAUCAGGGACCGCCUUUCAUUCUCUCGGCCGGAGAUUGUGUGAUUCAGCCACCGCAGAUCAGACAUAGGGUUUUGGAGAGUAGUCAGAAUUUACAGGUUGUGGAGGUUGGGGUGCCGGCGGAACAUAUGACUACUAUUGAUUGGGAGAUGGAGUUGCCGACUUCGACGAGGAGGCCGGAGAGGGAGUGGGAGGGUCAGAGGUUUGUGCGGAGUUGCGUUGAGGAUGCGGUUUGGGGGACGUGGAGAGUGCCUGGGUUUGAGGCGUGGGAUACGGGUGUUGGGGUUGGGACGAAAGGUGUUGCUAGUGUGAGGGUUGCGAGGCCGGAUGGAUCGAAACGGGAGGGUGUGGUUACGAGUCAUGAUUCGGAUAUUUUGUUUACUUUCAAUUGCCUCCUUAGUAAUAAGAGGCUAAUGCCCGGGCAUAGAUUUCUCCCUAGAAUCAACUAUUAA